Oxyura jamaicensis (ruddy duck) is the source of this 2103-nucleotide messenger RNA. RefSeq names its product solute carrier family 38 member 11 (gene SLC38A11). Gene Ontology annotation, biological process: amino acid transmembrane transport. The transcript is spliced from 12 exons. The record is from RefSeq and is a predicted model, not a curated record. Gene Ontology annotation, molecular function: amino acid transmembrane transporter activity. The coding region runs from base 93 to 1442 and encodes 449 amino acids. Lineage: Eukaryota; Metazoa; Chordata; Aves; Anseriformes; Anatidae.
UGCCUCUCCCGGGCUCUGGGAGGGCUCAGGGAGCGGUGGUGAACUGCAGCAGCUCAGCGGCACCGUGAGAGAGGCACCGUGUCCCCUCGGCGAUGGAGCGCGGCGGGCCGGAGCUGCCGGCGGCCGCUGUUCCGCAGAUAGAAACAGAUGACCAAACAGCUUUGGUUAGUAAGCCCAAGAAUAAAGGAGGAAACAGUAAUCUGGCAUCAGCUGGUUUUAACAUUAUCAACUCCAUCAUAGGAUCGGGCAUUAUAGGGUUGCCAUAUUCAAUGAAAGAAGCUGGUUUUCCCUUAGGCAUACUGCUUCUGUUUGGAGUUGCCUAUAUCACAGAUUAUUCCAUUAUAUUACUGAUCAAAGGAGGAAAUCUCUCUAGUACCAACACCUAUCAAGAGCUGGUCAGAAAAACAUAUGGUCUUAUAGGUUAUCUAAUUCUUUCAACUCUUCAAUUUUUAUAUCCAUUUAUUGCUAUGAUUAGUUACAACAUAAUAACAGGAGACACUUUAACUAAAGUUUUUUUGAGAAUUCCUGGAGUUGGACCAGAUAAUAUACUUACAGAUCGUCACUUCAUAAUUCUUCUUACCACCAUCAUCUUUACCUUGCCUUUAUCUUUAUAUCGUGACAUAGCAAAAUUGGGAAAGGUAUCUCUUAUUUCUCUGAUUUUAACCGUUGUCAUCCUGGUUAUUGUGAUGGUGAGGACAGUAACAUUGGGUCUACAGGUACCCAAAUCAGAAAAUGCAUGGAUAUUUGCAAAAUCAAAUGCAGUACAAGCCAUUGGGGUGAUGUCAUUCGCAUUCAUCUGCCACCAUAACAGCUUUUUAAUAUAUGGCUCUCUGGAAGAACCCACAUUAAACAACUGGUCUCGAAUCACACAUGUGUCUGUCUCCCUUGCUGUUGUUAUCAGUGUACUAUUUGCUGCAUGUGGGUAUAUGACUUUUACAGGAUACACAGAAGGAGAUAUAUUUGAAAACUACUGUAGAGAUGACAACCUUGCUACAUUUGGGAGGUUUUGUUAUGGAGUUACUGUAAUUCUGACCUUCCCCCUUGAAUGUUUUGUGACCAGAGAGGUGAUUGCCAAUGUGUUUUUCCAUGGGAACCUCUCAACAGUUUUCCAUAUUGUUGUGACAGUAAUUAUCAUUGCUGUGGCAACUGGUGUAUCAUUAGUGUAUGAUUGCCUUGGAAUAGUUUUAGAGCUGAAUGGAGUUCUGAGUGCUACCCCACUUGUUUUUAUCAUCCCAACAGCGUGUUAUCUAAGGCUGUCCAAAGAGCGGUGGAACCAUUCGGAUAACCUCAUAUCCUGCCUGAUUCUUGUUAUUGGUGUGCUAGUGAUGACAGUUGGGUUUGUUUUGACUCUCUUGCAUCCCCAGGAAUGCAGCCAUGGAAAAGAAAUGUUCUACUGCUUCUCUAGUAAUGUUUCUUUUCACAACAGUACACUUCCCCCUUAGGUAACACGCCAGUCUGAAUGAGAUCAGGUGUGUCUUCCAGCAAGCCAUAUAGUCCAGUUUAAAGGUGCCUGGAACAAAGAUUUUAUGUUUUCCUAUGCACUAAUAAUUUUAAUCUGUAUAACCGUAUUUAUAUACUUUACGUUGGCAUCCUUUUUCUGAUAAAAACUUAGCUUUUAACUGUUGAAACAAAUUCUCAGAGGUGUCUUGCAGUAGACAUUAGUUGCUUAACUUGCAAACCUUCCAAAAAAGCUUAAUUUGUUAGUGAGUCACCAAUGCAACUUAAAAAUUAUAGGUGAAAUGUGUAGGAAUGUAAACAUUUCCCAUGUUUCUUUGCUUUUGUUAUUUUUUCUUAAUUUUUAUUAAUUUUGUAGUGAUUAAAUGUAUAUUUAUUAGCAUACUAUAAUAUGUUGUUUUUUUUUUAAGUCCUGAAAAAGAGUAUGUCUGGGUCUCUCUGUGUCUUAAACUCGUGUGGUUAAAUUGCAAAAAAUCUAUUAAUUCUGUAUUUGAUUUUGCAAUAACUGUUCUUUAGUGCUGAAAGCACCCCUUUUACUGGCUUUCCAGUUAACAGCAAUUUUGUAUUACAAUUGAACUGUAACUGAUAUAAUUCAACUGUAAUUGUUACAAUUAUUGGUUUUCUUAUUAAAAAAAAAUAUUGCAUGAA